Messenger RNA from Pochonia chlamydosporia 170, 336 nucleotides. RefSeq lists its product as hypothetical. The coding region runs from base 1 to 336 and encodes 111 amino acids. The record is from RefSeq and is a predicted model, not a curated record. The transcript has a single exon. NCBI's taxonomy places the organism in Eukaryota, Fungi, Ascomycota, Sordariomycetes, Hypocreales, Clavicipitaceae.
AUGCUUCCAGAGCUGAACGUCACGUGGAUUCAAGUUUGUCCGCCGGAAAGCUUGACAAUAGAGAAAGUAGAAAAGCUGCACUACUACUUUGUGAUACUUGCACAAAAAUGUCCCUGCUUUUGCAAAAGUAAGGCCUCCAAUGGCUCGAACCCUAGCUUUGGCUCUGGCUUCUAUUACUCCUCUUCCAGGCAGGUUGGUCAUCAGCCGUGGCAGUCUUACUCUUGUGCCCAGUUGCAACGCGCCGAGUUUCAGCACCCAAACAAGUGUCGGCUCUGCAUGUUCGAUUAUACUCCCUUUAGCCCACCGUUCGGCGAGGCAGCGGAGUCCAUACCUUGA